This is a messenger RNA of Sarcophilus harrisii (Tasmanian devil), 3322 nucleotides long. It is a transcript of the gene RBM24, whose product is annotated as RNA binding motif protein 24. Gene Ontology annotation, cellular component: cytosol. The coding region runs from base 58 to 765 and encodes 235 amino acids. The transcript has 4 exons. Gene Ontology annotation, molecular function: mRNA 3'-UTR binding. The record is from RefSeq and is a predicted model, not a curated record. Lineage: Eukaryota; Metazoa; Chordata; Mammalia; Dasyuromorphia; Dasyuridae.
UGCCGGAGCCGGAGCCGGAGCCGGAGCCCGAGCCGGAGCCGCGGGGAGAGCGGGAAGAUGCACACCACCCAGAAGGACACCACAUACACCAAAAUCUUCGUCGGGGGGCUCCCGUACCACACCACCGAUUCCAGCCUGCGCAAGUACUUCGAGGUCUUCGGGGAGAUCGAAGAGGCGGUGGUCAUCACAGACCGGCAGACGGGGAAAUCCCGGGGCUAUGGAUUUGUCACCAUGGCUGACAGAGCUGCUGCUGAAAGGGCCUGUAAGGAUCCUAACCCUAUCAUUGAUGGCAGAAAGGCCAACGUGAAUCUGGCAUACUUGGGGGCAAAACCCAGGAUCAUGCAGCCAGGUUUUGCCUUUGGUGUUCAACAACUUCACCCAGCUCUUAUACAGAGACCUUUUGGGAUACCUGCCCAUUAUGUUUAUCCACAGGCUUUUGUGCAGCCUGGAGUUGUAAUUCCACAUGUCCAACCUACAGCAGCUGCUGCCUCUACUACACCUUACAUUGAUUACACUGGAGCUGCAUAUGCACAAUACUCCGCAGCUGCAGCAGCUGCAGCAGCAGCAGCCUAUGACCAGUACCCAUAUGCGGCAUCUCCAGCUGCUGCAGGAUAUGUCACUGCUGGGGGCUAUGGUUAUGCAGUCCAGCAGCCAAUCACCGCGGCAGCACCUGGGACAGCUGCUGCAGCAGCAGCCGCAGCCGCAGCCGCAGCAGCAUUUGGCCAGUAUCAGCCACAGCAGCUGCAAACAGACCGUAUGCAAUAAUGAGUGACCAGCCAUCUGAAGAGAGUUGAAUUUCUUUCUCUAUUUUCCCCCAGCCUUCAAAUUUUAAGUAGGUAAUAAGGUGGUUAACACUAACUAAGCAGCUUUAAGAAAAGUUAUGCUACUGCAAAUCAGGAGAUUUUUAUUCCACUGUCUUUGUACUCAAAUCAUGUUGCUAUGGGGAAAAGGGGUAAGGGCCAGGGGAGUAGAAGGAAUUAGUUUCAGGAGUCAAUCCAGGAGACACUGAAUAAACAAUGCACUGCCAUGAAAAGACUAUACGAGUAACAAUAGAACUUCAUUUGACAAAAUAAAAUAAAGGGGUUUUUGUUGGGGGUUUUUAAAAUAGUAUCAGGGAUGCAAACUGCCUUUUUCAAAUGAGAAAAUGUUGUUUUGAAAAAGUUAAACCAGGGAAAAGAAAUCAGAGUGAGCAAUAUGUAGCUUAUAUGACAUUUAAAACAUAUUUUAAAGAUAAUUAAAGCACUGACUGUCAUUUAUUGUUUUCACUAUGGCCUAUAGAACUUGUUCAAGUAAGAAAAAGAUUUUCUUGCUGUCUCACAAUGGGCAUCAAACAAUCCUGAAGAGCAUGGCCGCUCGGUAAAAUGGUGGACAGGCACCAAAGCUAUUUUCUCAUCUGUCCUCUGGAUGAGUGGAACUAUGGAGCAAGUGAUGUGGAAUUAAUGGGUGCAACAGCUGUACAGACAAUCAAUAACACAGACAGUUCUGGAAAGAACACAUCACUUGUGCUUGUUUGAUGAGCUUGUCACAUUCUAAUCCCUCUCCCCAUCCUGUUUCAAUUUUGGGAAACUUUUAACUGCUGGUGUCAGCUAUUCUGAUUCUGAAAUAGGAUCAGCCCUUUACUACAACAGCCUUCUCUUUCUAUUUAUUACGUUGACUCGUGGCUUGUGAAUAAAGGCAGGAAGAAGUUUGCAGAAUUUGAACCUUUGAGAACUGUUUUAAGGAAAUUUGUUUUUUCCUUUUUGAAAUGAUUUAUAUGACUUUAGUAUCUGUUACAGAGUCCUAUUUAAAACUAUUUAUUAGGGAACUCAAUAAGUAAGACAACAAGGUUCCUGAGACUACAGUUCUUCAAGGGUUAAUGAUAUGUGGUUUAUACUGUGCCUUAAUUGUAAUGCUAUUUAAAAAUAUUUAUUUUGAAGUUUUACGAUGCUGCACUCUAAAGAAAGGAACUUUAGAUGUGACACUGUAAAAUUAUGUAUUCAUCUCAUGGCAUAAAUUAUUUAGUAGGUUUAGAUGUAGCAUAUUAAAUAUUAACCUAUUCAGCUAAAGAUGUUGACUUAGAUUUAUUUAAAUUCAGUAUGUGCACUGUACGAGAGGAUACUCUUAACAGUAACAGAGUUUAGAUUUUUUACAGGAUGUGUUGUUAGUUUCAUACUGCUUCCUCUUCAGUAUUUUGCUCAUAUAGAUCUACUUUCCUGGUAAUUCAUUAGUCCAAUUUCCCCACUAUUUUUACGUAGUUUAAAAUGCUGCUUUACAUUUUUCUCGUGAAACUACAAUACUUGCAAUUUUUAUUCUUAACCUAAAGCAAAUAAUAUUUUACACUGUAUUGGACUUUUUAUACUUGAACAAUUUCAUACAAGGGAAAACAGGAUAGCAUUUUUAUGGACUUUAUCCAUUGUCACUGGAUUUAUUUUAAGUAUUCUAAAUACUAGCCAGUGUUAUAUAAUGUAGACAUGACUCUCCUGUGCAUAUUAUUUAUUCAGUAUGUAUAUUGCUUUAUAACAUUUCAGAUCUUCUAAACUAUUCACUUGUGUUAAAUAUAAUUUUAAAAAAUCUACUGUUGCAUUGUCUAUAAUUAUGCAAUAAAAGUGAAGAAUGUCUCCUUUUAACUAGAGUCUAGUCGUGAUUUAUAUCUAAAAUUCCUAGUGGACACACAGGUUUUGAGAGACCUGGCUUUGGUUCACUGACAUAAAUUUCAUUAACUUAUGAUACAAGUCAAAUCCUAACGUAGUAAAUGCUAAUUUGGAUGAUUUGGUUCUGAAAUUUUGUAACAUUUGAUUUUACCAAAAAGGAGGGGAGGGGCAUCAAUUGGGGCUUAUAAUUUGGGAUAUGUAGUGAUGUCCCAUUAUGAUGGCAAUGGUUAAAAGAAAUCAAUUUCCCUGUAAGAGAAAAAUUGAGAGUCUAGCAAAUAAAUAUGUAUGUUUUCUAAUGUUAAUAUGACUCCAAUGAUCAUUAGGAAGUCGUUACACUGGUGAAAUUAUGGAUCUGGCGAAAAAAAAGGGGGGGGGAAGAUUUUAUAGAGAUUGAAUAUUACAUUCGUCUAGCAUCUUGGAAUUUGACAAAGAUUUAUGAAUGUCUUCACUGGUUGAUUAUUCUAUGGCUUAUUGGUAUUAUUGUUUACUUUCAUGUCUCAACAUAAACUUGUGUCCUUAGAAGUUACAUAUUUCCAAUGUCUUAACUGAUACAUCAUCAGAUUCAAUAAUUGAGAAUGAGGAAAACAUUUUUUAGAUCUGCCAACAACACAUUGAUGUUGAUGAUGCUAAAUAAUGUGUUUUUCUAUCAUCUCUGACUCUUUGUGACCCCAUUUAGAGUUUUUCUUGAUAAA